AUGGACGUGCGGCGCGAUCGCGUAGGGGUCUCGCGAUCGUUCGCGGACGCGUUCGCGGCGCACGAGACGUACGAGGCGUCGAUGACGAGCUCGAGGAAAUUGUGCGCAUUCGUUCGAGACGCGGCGACGGCGCGCGUUCGGACGCUCGGACGGGGCGACGCGAACGCGGACGCGAUCGUGAAGGAUGGCGCGCGCGAGGAAGGGAGGGCGUCGUGCGCGUCGACGUCGACGAGCGAGUCGAUGGACGGGGACGCGGGCGCGGAGACGGUUCGGCGCGGCGCGGCGGCGUUCGCGGAGGAUCCGGUGGACGCGUUGAUGCGAGCGGCGAACGCGAGCGAUUCGGAUUCGGAGGAAUUGAAUCAGCGAGGUGCGUCGGUGGAGGUGGUGGAGCUCGGGAGGGGUGCGAUUGGUGGAACGCGGGAGACGGAGGAGGACGUCAACGAGCGUUGGCGGGCGAAGAAGAAGCAGACGCACCAGAGGCACAGCGGGCGAGGGACCAUUCAGGUCUCUAUGGCGUUUGAGAUCAUAUCUACAAAGGCCAAGGGUGAGGCCGGGGUCGAGGCGCGCUUGGCCGAGCUCGAGAAUACCACGAGCGGGCUGAAUGCGCAGACGCACAGGAUAUCCCAACAGGAGUACGUGACGCGGUUGAAGCGGCUAAACGAGGACAUCGCGAACGCGUGGCUCAACGACGAUCGCGUCAACGCGCUAAAACUGUGCGUGAAGGUUUCGAGGUUACUCGCCGACACCAAGGUUGGGAAGUUUUAUCCCGUGCUGUUCGUUCUGGUGACGGAGGUGAUCGAAACGGUGGGGCGGUUGGUGUUUGAUCGCAUCACGCGCAAAGCCGAGGAACCUGGGCCGAACGGCUCGUCGAAACCGCUUCCGGAUAAUUUUAAGGCAUCACAUGUGCGUGCGCUGGCGAAGAACACGUGUAGGAACUGGUUCUACAAGAUUUCCACAAUCAGAGACCUCGUGCCGCGCAUGUACAUGGAGCUCGCGCUCUUCAAGUGCUACAGAUUUUUACAGGACGAACCGCCGGUUAUGCAGGCGCGACGAUUACUGCAACAGGCCAGGGGUAUCGCCGACCCGUUGGCCGCAGCGUACAUUCGAAUGUAUAUCGCGAAGUGCGUGCUCGCAUGCGAUUGCGAGACGCCCGAGAGUGAGCGGACGAUGGAAAUUCUCAAGGAGUUUAUGCCGUCGUACACGAAGGUUCUUGAUGAAGAUGCCGAGGACGACCCUUCAACAUCCUACAUCUUCGCGCUCGGCAUGCAGAGAGCCGAGUAUGUAGAACUCAUGGAUCCGGCGAUGGAGUGGCUCAUCGAGUCGUGCGCUCAGAACUCGAAUCCAGCGCUCCUGCAAAAGGUUUUGUACAUGGGUGGAGAGAAACCAGCGGUGCCGUUUCUUCGAUCCGUGUUUCGAUCGCUCUCGAAAAUACUGAUUCGCGAAAACGCGGUCAAGUUUAUUUCGCUCAUCAGUGCGACAUCCACGGAUGAGGACUCUAUCGACCACGUGGGCGCCAUGGCUGAUUGCUACUGUGUCCUCGUCGAUAAGUUCGAAGAAACGCCUCCGCGAGAGGAUGAUCGAUUGGCAAUCUUGAGCGAAGUGUGGCGUGCAGUUCAAAAGUGGACGCAUAUCGAGCCUUACCUUCGUGUUGCUGAACGGUUUUUGCAUUACAUCAUCAAAUAUCUCACGAAAGGCGAGCUGGAGACGCUGAUGAAAGACGUCGCGCGACACGUCCACGCGUGGCUUGAGAAAGCGAGAGAGAAGGAACCGAUGAAAUCGCCGACGCUUUCGGCGCCUGCAAUGAGGUACGUCGCGCGCUCGCUGCAGACAACGACGGAUUACUUUAAAGGGGUGACCGCGCUGUUGAAUCUAAAGUGGUACGUCUAUCUCGGCGAAACCUUGAGAGGCGACGCUAAGGUCGAGUACAGCGCCUCCGUGCUCAACUGCGCAGCGAGCGGCAGCAAGGUCACAGACCCGCUCUGCUUGCACACCCUCCUCGAAGCCGCGAGAACGGUGCACGAUAACGUCGACGGCAUGAGUUCUGACGACGUUCGAGAAGAAGCUGAGCUAUUGGUACUGCGAUUCAUCGACAGUGUCGAUUUCGGAGACGAUUUCGAGGCGCAUCUGAACUUUCUCGUCGUCGCUCGAAGCGCCUUUUCGAAUUUGGAUCAAGUGCAGGAGCUGUUGGUGUAUCGCGCCCUGUUGCUCGUAACGGGCGUGUACGAGCACGUCGGUUCAGCGCAUACAUCGAAGACAAAGGCAUUCGUCAACGCGUGCACAGCGUACUGCCAAAUUACGAUACCAAGCGUGCGAGGUGUUGAAGUGCGAUUACGUCUGUUCACGCUCGCCGCGCGCGCAGCGCUUGUGCACGCGCUCGUACAGCAAGCCGACGGACUUAUUCGAAGUGCGGUGACGGACGCACAAGAGAGCGGUGGGGAGAGCGCCGUCGGUGGAUGGAUCGAUCUCCCGACCGAGAAAUCCGAGCAAGAGAUGCUCGAUUUCGUGCGGCGCUGCGGCUCGCUUCUCAUCGUCGCGCCUGGAAAUUUGGAGCAAGGUGCCUUCUUGGUGUUCCGCGGCUUGAUGAAGGUGAUUGAGGAUUUCGAAUGGCAACCGUCGAGCGUGAGCGAGAUAAGGUCGUACAUCGCUCUCAUUCCCGCGAUCGCGGCCAUGGUACAAGAGAAGUUACCGUACAAACUCGAUGGCGUGCAAUCCAGCGACGUGCUCUUCGCCGGGGAGGAGGCGUACGUGGACGAAGCCACCGAGCUUGCGCAUGCCCUCAUCCAACGCGCGACUGAUCUCGCGGGGACUGAACUCACGAGAAACGAUGACGAGGACGGCGAGGACGGUGAGUGCGCAUACAAAUCGAUGGCGACGGAUCUCGCUCGGGCGAAUAUCGAGCUCGCGAACGCCAUCGCGGUGGCGUGCAAACCAUCGCCGUCAAUGCUCGCUUUGGCGAACGGCAUUAUCGAUCGCGCGCGACGAGUUCUCCCCGCAGACGAGUGUGAACGAGCUGGGAAAAGGGUCAAGGAGCUCCUCGGCGAAGACGCGCCCGACGCCUGA
Molecule: messenger RNA, 3060 nt
Organism: Ostreococcus tauri
Lineage: Eukaryota; Viridiplantae; Chlorophyta; Mamiellophyceae; Mamiellales; Bathycoccaceae
Product: unnamed product
Exons: 1
Coding region: 1-3060 (1019 amino acids)
Biological process (GO): endocytic recycling
Cellular component (GO): endosome
Source: RefSeq, a predicted model, not a curated record